Molecule: messenger RNA, 930 nt
Organism: Canariomyces notabilis
Lineage: Eukaryota; Fungi; Ascomycota; Sordariomycetes; Sordariales; Chaetomiaceae
Product: ferredoxin reductase-like protein
Exons: 2
Coding region: 1-930 (309 amino acids)
Molecular function (GO): cytochrome-b5 reductase activity, acting on NAD(P)H
Source: RefSeq, a predicted model, not a curated record
AUGUUUCGAGUCAGCGCAUUCCGGUCUCCUCCGCGGAUACGGCCCACACUCCAGGCGAACACAAUGAGCGUCCAAGUCGCUGUUGCAGCCGCUGUUGCUGGCAUUGGCGUAUAUGCCCUGUACCUGCGCAGGAACAAUUCCGCACAAGACGGAAAACCCAUCUUCAGCAGCUUCGGCUUUCACAGCCUGCCCCUCCACAGCACCGAGCUCAUCAACCACAACACCAAGCGGUUACGCUUCGAGCUCCCGGACAAGAGUCAAGCGAGCGGGCUAUCCCUUACCUCAGCGCUCCUAACCGUUUCUUUCCCCAAUGGCGGCUGGAUCCCCGUGCUCCGGCCUUACACUCCUGUAAACGACUUGGAUGAACCCGGCUUUGUCGAGCUCUUAGUAAAGCACUACCCGGGUGGCAAACAGAGCACUCACCUCCACUCUAUGAAACCCGGCGACCGCCUCACAUUUGCGCCCAUCAAGGAGUUCGCCUGGACGCCCAACAAGCACGCCCACAUGGGCCUCAUCGCUGGCGGCGCGGGGAUCACGCCUAUGUACCAGCUCGCCCGCGGUAUCCUCCGAAACCCGGACGACCAGACGCGCGUCACCCUCGUGUGGGGGGUCAAUACCGAUGCCGACAUCUUCCUGAAGGAUGAGUUUGCCGCCCUGGAGAAGGCAUAUCCCGGCCGGUUCAAGGCCGUUUAUGUUGUAGCCACGCCUGAUCCUGGAUCGCCGCACCAGAAAGGCUUUGUGACGAAGCAAAUCCUGGAGAAGGCCGGGCUGAACCCAAGGGACGAGAAGAAUAAAGAUAUUAAGAUCCUGGUGUGCGGGCCGCCGCCCAUGGAGAAGGCGCUGAAGGGUGCGAAAGGGUGGAUGGGAGGUGCCAGCAAGGGCGUGUUGGCCGAACUCGGGUACCGGCAGGAUCAGAUUCACAGCUUCUAA